UUUUCUAAGAAAGCUCCCACAAAUCACGUGUCCUCUCUAGCCCAAGUUCGCUGUGCGAGUAGUAUACUCCGCAUUUACGACUACGUUUGGUGCCGUUUUACUUCCUCAGUUCACCGUGUGGAGUCUUCCCUGAUCUGAGCGUCGACAAUUCUGCGUUCCAUUUUGAUUGAAGGUGCAAUGACUCGUCUAAGCAGGACCAUUUAUGUUGGCAAUCUCCCUGAAGAUAUUCGGGAGAGAGAAGUUGAAGAUUUGUUUUACAAGUAUGGGAAUAUUGUUGAGAUUGAGUUGAAAAAUCCAUCAAAACCUCCUGCUUAUGCUUUUGUGGAGUUUGAAGAUCGCUAUGAUGCUGAAGAUGCUAUUCGUGGUCGUGAUGGCUAUAUCUUUGAUGGGUGUCGCUUGCGAGUUGAAAUUGCACAUGGUGGGCGAGGAACAUCAUCAUAUGAUCGCCACAGCAGCUAUAGUAGUGGGAGUCGUGGUGGAGUUUCAAGGCGUUCUGACUUUCGGGUCCUGGUUACCGGGCUUCCUACCUCUGCCUCGUGGCAAGAUCUGAAGGAUCACAUGCGCCGAGCUGGAGAUGUCUGCUUCUCUCAAGUUUACCGGGAUCGUGAUGGCGUGAGAGGAAUUGUGGACUACACAAACUCUGAUGACAUGAAGUAUGCGAUAAAGAAGCUUGAUGACUCUCUAUUCAAAAAUCAACAGUCUCGGGCGUAUAUACGGGUUGUGAAGCAUGAUUGUAAAAGAAGCCCCUCCAGGAGUCCUAGUCCAUAUAACUCUAGGAGCAGAAGUCGCUCAAGAAGCCGGAGUCCUAAACGCCGUAGAAGCAAGAGCAGAAGUCCAUCCCCAAGGGGCAAACGUUCCCGUCGAUCAGUAUCUAGACCGCAUUCAAGGUCUAUUUCUCCUGUUCACUCUAUUUCAAGAUCUGUGUCAAGAUCCAAAUCACCAGCAUCACCAACUCGUGCAAAGAAUGCGACGACCAAGGAACCUAGCCGAAGCAGAAGUAGAAGUCUGUCUCGUCCCCGUUCUGAGAGAUCUGAUGUGGAGCAGCUGCCAGCUUGAGAAACAUGAUUAGAGGAAUCUUAUAGACCUUCAUGGCAUGCAAUUUUAGGGACUUAUAUUUGUCGUGAAAUUUAAGACUAAGAAGAGACGUUGUGAUGAUUCUCUACGGGUUUUGGGGAUAUAUGGUGUCCUCAUUUUUUUAAUCAGUUAUGGUCUUUUUCUUAUUGCAUUCUACAACUGUAUCUGCCAGUUUUAUGCGCUUAUUAUUGUGCAAGGACUUACGGUUUCUUCUCCAACUCAAUUAGAAUUGUGUUUGUAAAGGUUGUUUGGCCGGAUGAGCAAGAAAUUUAGUUGAAAAUUUCAAAACCCAAAUAUUUAUCUAUUAAUUGGAAAACUUUAUUAGAAUAUGCGUUUGCCU
Cuscuta epithymum is the source of this 1414-nucleotide messenger RNA. NCBI's taxonomy places the organism in Eukaryota, Viridiplantae, Streptophyta, Magnoliopsida, Solanales, Convolvulaceae. The record is from the annotation of a GenBank genome assembly.